Molecule: messenger RNA, 552 nt
Organism: Symbiodinium pilosum
Lineage: Eukaryota; Dinophyceae; Suessiales; Symbiodiniaceae
Source: the annotation of a GenBank genome assembly
AUGGCUGCAGCAGUGGACCUGCUCGCCUCCAUGAUCUACGGCCUGCAGGGCGAGGUUGUUGGUCUCCUGAGGACCAACAACUUCCUCUACACCCUGCCCCUGGCGCUCGGGGCCUGCAGCAUGCGCACGCGGGAAGCGGGUUUUUGGCUGCUAGGCAGCGCCGCCGAGCACAGCAAGGAUCAGGUGAUUCCCUUGCUGCCGCACAUCCUUGACCUCCUUGUCGCAGGCCUGCAACACUCCGCAAGCACCGCUGUGAACUGGGCUGCGGCCUGGGCCUUGGGAGAGCUGUGCCAGCGCACAGAGCCGAGAAUUUUGGAGCCGGUGAUACCCCAGAUCGGCAAUGCCUUCUUGGCAAUCUUCCAGCGGCGCAUUGGCGUUGAUGUGCUGCCUGGGCACCUGCAUGCGCAUCGUCAGCUGCUGAGUGCUACCUGUUUCACCCUCAUGUGCCUGAAGCACACCUCGACACUCGGCGACAAAUGGCCGAGCCUAGCAUGCCAAAUCCCUGCAGACACUGUGCUGCACUUAGAGAGCCAAUAUGGCUAUGGCAACUAG